Messenger RNA from Cuscuta campestris, 1939 nucleotides. Lineage: Eukaryota; Viridiplantae; Streptophyta; Magnoliopsida; Solanales; Convolvulaceae. The record is from the annotation of a GenBank genome assembly.
AGUGGUGGGGGCUACCACUUACCUUUGGGGCUGCCACUUUGUAGAAAAGGCAAAAGCCUUUUGUGGCUGGUCACGACUCACGAGCAGAAGAAAAAACAGCAGAAAAACAGAGAAGAAAAAAGAGUAAAACCGAGAGAAGGAAGAAGAGAGAAAAAGAGAGGUGCAGCCUGGUUUUGUGCUCCGAUCGACGACCAAACGAGCUCCGAUCGGGAUGAAAUUUUAGUAUGUUGUUCUUGAGAUCCUCUUCUUCAUAUCCAACGGUGGGAUUGUUGUUUUGACCUCUCGAUGUCGGUAAAAUUGCCUCUUUUUACUGCUGCGUUUUUAUUGGGGAUUUCUCACNCCAACGCCUAUGAACUGUGGGAGAAACUCAAAUGCAUGUACGAGAGAGAAAAUGCCCUGAAUAAAGCCUCUAUUAUGAGAAGACUUGUGAAACUUGAUUACAGGGAUGGGCAUAGCGUGGUAGAGCAUUUGAAUGAUUUUCAGGGAUUGAUUAACCAAUUAUCUUCAAUGAAAUUGGUUUUAGAUGAUGAAUUGCAGGCGUUGUUGCUCCUCAGCUCGUUGCCAGAAAGCUGGGAGACCUUGGUUGUAUCACUUAGCAACUCUGCUCCAGAGGGUAAGCUCACAAUGGAUGUUGUGAAGUCGAGUCUGCUGAAUGAAGAAGCUAGGAGAAGAGAUCUGAGUUCCUCCAGCUAUUCAGAUCAGGCUCAUGUUGCUGAGGUAGAGAGUCGUGGAAGACACAGACAUAGGGAGUUUGAAUCCAGGGGGAGAUCUAAAUCAAGAAGCGAAGUAAAAUGCUUCUAUUGUGAUAAACCGGGCCAUAAGAUAUCUCAGUGCAGAAAGAUGAAGCGAGAUAAAGCCCAGCAGAAAGAGGAAAAAGGUCAGACUUCUGAGAAGAAAGAGGAGAAAGACACAGCAGCCCUUGCAGAUGCGGAUGAUUUAUUUUUCGUGUGUGAUGACACUAACUUUGAUGUUGUUUUUCAGGAUUGUACUUGGAUCAUUGAUUCAGGUGCCUCUUGUCAUCUCACACCUCAUCGGGAGUUCUUCUCAUCUUACACUAGCUGUGACUUUGGCUAUGUCAAGAUGGGGAAGGGUGCUGACAAAUCAUCUAAGAUUGUUGGGAUGGGCACUGUUUGUUUGCAGACUAACACUGGUUGCAGGUUGAUCCUCAGAGAUGUCAGACAUGUACCAGAGUUUCGGUUCAGCCUCAUUUCAGCUGGAGGACUUGAUGGAGAUGGUUAUGCUAACCGCUUUGGUGAAGGAAAGUGGAAGCUCACCAAAGGUUCUUUGAUCGUGGCCUGAGGUAAGAUAGAGAACAGGAUUUACGUGAUGCAAGCAAAGAUGUGCAGAGGAGAUCAGAACACUGCGCCCUCCACGGAUUUAUCGCACGAGAGGCUUGGUCACAUGCUUGAGAGUUGUCAGAAUAUCCUCCCUGAAGGUGAUAUUCCUUCUCUUUCCAUACAUUCAGAUCAUGGGGGAGAAGAAGGAGAAAAAUGUUGUGGUGAUGAUGUUACUCGUGAUGGUGAUGUACUUGAGCCACCUCAUUCCGAGCAUGGAGUUCCGCCACAGAGGGUUCCUCAAAUUGGUAUAUUUGAGAGAGAUUGCUACUGGGAAGAAGUGAAGAAGGUGCACCGACAAGAGUGGGUUCAAGCCAAGCGAGAUGGGGUUAUAUCCUUGCUUGAUGGACGUGUUCAUUCCCUGGUAAAGUUGCAUGGAAGCCAACGAGCACCCAAGAGCCAUCGGGUGUUCAAGUUGAAGAGAAGAGAGCGUUGCUCACAACCUAUUGACUUGGCGCAGUUGGUUGUGAAAGGUUUGUAUGAUAUUUAUCAUCAUUGAGUUUUACCCCCCAUGUAGAAGUGAGGGGGAGAUUUGUUGGGGUAUCCCUCUUACAUGGAGGAAGGAGUUCCUAAACAAUACAUUUGGUGUUAAAAAUGUAAUUUGU